Messenger RNA from Ogataea polymorpha, 3294 nucleotides. RefSeq lists its product as uncharacterized. Lineage: Eukaryota; Fungi; Ascomycota; Pichiomycetes; Pichiales; Pichiaceae. The transcript has 3 exons. The record is from RefSeq and is a predicted model, not a curated record. Bases 742 to 1035 code for a protein of 97 amino acids.
CGCGAGGUGUCGGUGCAAGGAGUGACAGACAGUCACACGUCUCUCCUUAUCCAACAGCAGGGGCCCUCGAAGUAUGUUGACAGGCUAGGAAUCCGGCACAUUCUGGGCCAGACAGAGAUUAACAUUCAACGAUGCCCCCUAAGGACCACUUUGUUGCAUGACACAUACUUUUGCUAUUAAUCUAUUUCGUUACUGUUGCGGCCCAUAGCUGCUACCCUAGGCCCUUAUUCUCAGCGUAAAGUUCACAAUCACAGCAAUAAGCAGGAAAAAACAAAGCAUCGUAGGGCCAAACCGAUCGUCGUAAGGUCCAGAUCCACGUCUUCUGAUGGCAGCGGCUCUCCAAUGGUAUGUGACCAGUGCAUAGAUCAUGGUGCCCAUAGCAAUCAACGUAAAUAAAGAGGCCGAGAUUCUCCCCACUUUAUCGCCAAAGUUGAGAAGACCAAUAGCCAGCGAUCCAAGAACCACGGUGAAGUUCAGCCACGAAAGGAAUGUUCUCUCGUUGGCAAAAAACACUUUAGGCUCGACCCUGGUGGGCAGGGCAAUUCGCUUGCCGGGAGCUGUAUGUUAGAGCUGCCUUGAUGCAGCAGUCUGCGAUGGCUCAUACUUACUAGCUUGUAGAAGCGGUGCCGAAGACAUGGAGAAGAAUUCUGUCCUAGCAGCAGUAAAAUUAUUGUUAUCACACGUGCGUUAGAUAUGACCAGCUGACGUAAGCACAACCAGCGAAAUAUAUGACAACUUUUUAUGGUGCAGAGAUGGCAUGUCUGUGUUGGAGGUGGAUCUACUCAACGGCGACAAGCUGCCGGUGACCAAAAAAGAACUGGCAGACCAGCUGGACACGCUUUUCAAGGGAGAUGUUUCCGAGUAUGUCGAAAAUGUGCUGGCCAAGCUGACGCAAACAUCUUCCAAGUACAAGUAUGUCGUCAAUGCGCACCUGAUCGAUUCCAAGGAGGCCGAUUGCGGGAUCCAGUCAUUUUUUGGUGCCGCCUGGACAACGGAUGGCUAGUGAUUACCAUAGUUUUUUUACGGCGAGAAUAGAUUAGAGUCGUGACUAUUUUGCUUUGAAGUUGGACAUGAACGUUGGCGUGAAAUUCUCCGGCUGGUAGAGUUUCGAAAUGUGCAUGCAUUCACCGACGAUGAAUUUGAUCUUGCUGUCCUUUAGUCGUUUGCACUCCAGGACCAGCCUCAAAAAGUCGACCGGUAAAUCGUUGAAUACCUCCAAAUACCCUGGCCACGCGUCUAGAUACUGCUGCUCGUUUUCAAACGUGGCGAGGUAUAUGAGGAUGUCGAAGAUGUAGACGUGGUCCUCGAUGAUCUGAGAAUUUUCGACGUAGUUGGAGAACUGUGUGUUGAUGAGAUGUCCGUCGCGCUCCAUGGUCGACUCGAACUUCUUGGUGUCGAUCUUGUUUCUGGCAUUAAGUGCCUGUAGAUAGUGCAACAAGUACGCGUCAUAGACAAGCUCAAAUAGCGACUCAAAUAAUUCUGCAUCCAAGUAUUCCUUGAGCGGAACCAUAUAUGAGUCCACAAUCUGCAGCGACGUUCUCACCAUCUCAUCGCUCUUGUACCACUUUUUGGUGAACACCUCGCUCAGAUACGGGUCAUACUCGACCACAAUGAACCCGUUGAGUUUGACUAAGCAUUCUGUUCCCAGAUUCAGAACAUGCUGCGUCCCCUGGGAAAGAAUGCUCUGGAGUUGGGGAUGGAACUUUGAGUGGACCAUCUGCUCGACCUCCUUGAAUUGACUUUCAAGCCCAUUGACCAGUCGCACGCAGUCGUUUGCAAGAAUUGUGACGUACCGAGGAAGCCAGCCGACGUUCUCGUUGUCCGGGGCCUCGGCGGCGGCGUUCCACUGCCGUGCACCGUUCUCAAGCGCCUCGAUCCAUCUGUCGUAGAACUGGCGAAGAAACUGCGCACAGAAAAAUUGCAGAUACUCUAUCAGGAUCGGGCUGUCCCCAGCGUCGAGCAAAGUGUUCAUGUUGGAACGCAGGAUCUCGAUCAGAAUCUGCGCCAUCUCGAUUCCCAGCUUUUCAGAGGACGAGUCGGACGGUUCUUUCUCCAUGGUGCUGAAAAGCUUCAGCGCUGGACCAAAUGCGUUCUCGGCCCACUCGCGAGUUUUCUUAAUAUUGAAUUCCAGACACUCGUUGAGCAGCCGCCUGCGCUCGUCGGUGCUGAGCAACAAGUACGGCUCGACCUGUUUCUUGGUAAACCCAAACUUUUCCCUGAUAGCCUGCGCAUUGUCGUAGUCAAAAGUGAGCACACGAACGAUAUACGACGAAGGCAGCGUCGGGUCUGCCACAAUGCGCUUCACAACAGCACGCAAGCUGUUCUGGUACCAUUCCAAAAUCUUGUUGAAAAACUUCCAGCUCGCAGGGAACCCACGCUCUGACCCCACUUUGUACGCCACAAGAAUCUCGUAAUAGUUCUCCUCGAUGAUAGAGAGCACCUCAUUCGGGUCUGAGCCUUGCACAAUGGCUUCGAAACUCGUCUCGAUCGACUCGCGGAAAAACCCGUACACCAGUUUUUUGUAGUCGCGCGGAGCAGUGCGUUUGACGUACGUGGCCAGCCUGCUGACAGCCAUUUCGUCCUUGCUUUUAGACUGGGUGAUGAGGUGGUUCAUCAAAGCGAGUCUGAGGUCUUCCUUGUCCUCAAACUCAAGGAUUUUCACCAGUUUCACUAUGAGUCCAAAGUUGGAACAUCCAAUGAUGCUGACAAAGUUAUCGACGAUGAGUCGCAGCAGAUGCUCAAAGCGAGCAACAACAUCAUCCAGACGCAAAAAUGACUGCACCACGAUCGAGCGCAAGCCUGCCCGACUCGCUUCCGACAGGUGCAUGAGCUCAUCCUUAAAGUCGCGCAAUCUGUUCAGUUCGUAAUGGAUGAGCAGAAGAUUAUUUGCCGGAGAGUCUUCUGGAAAAUAGUCAUUUUCAGGAAGUUCUUCAUCGAGCAGCUUGUCCACGUAGGCAAUACGGUUUUCCAAUUGGACAAAGUUGUUGUAUGUGGUCACAACUUUCUCGAAAUUCGAGUACACCACCGACGACUUGUCGAAGAGCUCGUAUUUGUUGAUAUUUGACACAGAUUGCUGUCUGAGACUUUCGACCUUGCUGAGGUUGUCUUUCAGGUUUUUCAGGUCUUUGCUGGACGCCUGCAGGUUUUCCAGGACAGCAGUAAUGAUGGCGAUUCUCUUGUCACACUCAAUCUUCAGUUGCGACCCCACCGACGCCCUCUCUUUCUUCAAGUCAUUACGCAGCAACUCAAUACGCUCAAGGUCGUCCUCGUCGCGUAGGAGAUCGUUUACUUUAG